AUGGAUCUAGUCCGACGUGGCGUGCUGGUAGUGGUGCAGCAACCAGUAGAGGACGACGAAGCAGGCGGUACUGAUACUAGCAGCAGCCGCCGCUUACCUCGCGAGAUCUUUAUUCUCGGCACGACGCAUGUGUCGGAAACGGCAGCUGAGGACGCCAUGCGCGUCGUGCGGAGCGUGCAGCCUCAGAACGUGGUGGUGGAGCUGUGCAAAAGCAGAUCCCCCAUAAUGUACGAUCCGAUUCCAGAGGGCAACCAGCCGCUAGCACCAAGCUCUGCCACCACGGGUGCUGCUGCUGCUCCCACCACCAGCGAUGCUGCUGCUACGAGCAGCAGUGGUGCGGCUCCUCCUGCCCGGGAUCUAUUUCUUAUGGGAGGGGCCAGCCUGCCUCAGACGCUCAUGCGCAGCAUUCAGCUUGGAGGGCAGUCCAGCCUGCUGCUGCGCCUGCUGCUCUCCUUUGUUUCUCGACAGUCUGCUCAAGCAGCAGGCGUACAACCGGGGCAUGAGUUCCGUGCAGCAAGGGAGGCUGCAGAUGCAAUCGGGGCACAGCUGGUGCUGGGAGAUCGACCCAUUGAGAUCACUCUGCGUCGUGCAUGGAAGGCCCUCUCUCUUCUCGAUCGCGCUCGCCUCGCCUCGGCCCUCCUGCAAGGCGGGCUGAAAGGUGGCUCUCUGGAGCAGAGCGAGCUGAGAGGAACAUUUUCAAAACAGCUGGAACGGCGUGAUUCUACUGGUCCAGAGAUGGCAAAUGUGAAUGUGGAUGGAGAUGUAGUGGGGAGAGACGGUGGAGUGGAGAGAGGAGGAGUGGACGGAAAGGGAGGUGGGGUGGAGGGAGAGGAAGAGGUGGAGUUUCUAUCGGCUGUUUUCCAGGAAGUUGCGCGGCAGUUUCCCACGCUCAUCGGGCCGCUGGUGCAUGAGAGGGAUGCGUUGUGGAACUCAGCAUCACAUCCUCCCCCUCCUUCUCCCAACCCUCCCAUCCUCCCCUCGCUACUCGUCCCCUCUACAGUAUCUAGCAUGGGCCUUAAAACGGAGCAAGGCUCCACAGCCGCAGCGCCGGCACCAACAGCUGCCGGUGCUGCACUGGACACUGCUUCCUGGAAGCUUCUUGAGAGCGCCUUUGGGUUUUCCUUCCUCUACCCGUCCUCCUAUAUAGUCACAAUCAACCGCAAGAACGACCCAGCAGACGCCCCACUCACAGCAGACGGCGCUCAGGCCCUAGCAGUCGUGGGCAAUUUCGUCACCUUCGACAUGAUGAGCGUCAUUCGCUAUGCCUUCAACCCAAACCCCGACAAGCUCGCUCCUCUUAUCCAACGCAUCCUGCCCAACGGGUGGAGCACUCCCAUGGUGGAGGAUACAGUGUUCCCCACUCCAUGCCCCCACUCCAUGCCCCCACUCCAUGCCCCCACUCCAUGCCCCCACUCCAUGCCCCCACUCCAUGCCCCCACUCCUCUGUCUCCCUCUGCCCCCACUCCUCUUUUCUUCCUUCCUUCCUUCCUUCCUCCCACGGCCAUUCAGAAUCUGAGCACCUCAUUGGUGGAGGACACGGUGUUUCCCAGCCAUCCAAUCAUAGAGCUUCCUCUGAAUCUCCAAAAGAUUCUCUCCGCCCUGGCAUCACCUGCUGGACUCAGUUUUGAGUAA
Molecule: messenger RNA, 1632 nt
Organism: Closterium sp. Naga37s-1
Lineage: Eukaryota; Viridiplantae; Streptophyta; Zygnematophyceae; Desmidiales; Closteriaceae
Source: the annotation of a GenBank genome assembly